This is a messenger RNA of Salarias fasciatus (jewelled blenny), 649 nucleotides long. Its product is annotated as hexokinase-2-like. Bases 110 to 649 code for a protein of 179 amino acids. Gene Ontology annotation, biological process: glucose metabolic process; glucose 6-phosphate metabolic process; intracellular glucose homeostasis. The transcript is spliced from 5 exons. The record is from RefSeq and is a predicted model, not a curated record. NCBI's taxonomy places the organism in Eukaryota, Metazoa, Chordata, Actinopteri, Blenniiformes, Blenniidae. Gene Ontology annotation, cellular component: cytosol; mitochondrion. Gene Ontology annotation, molecular function: ATP binding; fructokinase activity; glucokinase activity.
CGUGAAGAGGAGCUGAGGUGAGUUGAGCCGUCAGUCUGCAUCAGCCAGGACCAGGACCAGGACCAGGACCAGGACGAGGACGAGGACAGGACCAGGACCGGGACCAGAGAUGAGCAACGCUGACGAUUCCAAGACGGCCAGAAUGAACGGCGAGACGGCGACGCUGCACGUGGACGGGAUCCCCGAAGACCUGCUGGGACAGGUCCAGCAGCUGCUGCAGCCGUUCCGUCUGUCUCUCGGAACCCUGCGGAACGUCGGCGUCCGUCUGAGGAGAGACCUGAUCCGAGGUUUAGGAAAACAUUCCCACCACCGGGCCGCCGUCAAGAUGCUGCCCAGCUUCGUCCGCGCCACGCCCGACGGGACCGAGAAAGGCGACUUCCUGGCUCUGGAUCUGGGUGGAACCAACUUCCGUGUUCUCCAUGUCCGAGUGGAGGACGAGCAGCAGAAGGUUCUGAAGAUGGACAGUCAGAUCUGCAGCGUCCCGCAGAACGUCAUGCUGGGAACCGGAGAACAGCAGCUUCUCCAGCCUGUAUUCCUCCGCUCCGUCAGCUCCGUCAGCUCCGUCAGCUCCGUCAGCUCCGUCAGCUCCGUCAGCUCCGUCAUGCUUCAUGCUGACUGGACCAAAACUCACCGAGUCCUCCAGGUCUGA